Molecule: messenger RNA, 1746 nt
Organism: Durio zibethinus
Lineage: Eukaryota; Viridiplantae; Streptophyta; Magnoliopsida; Malvales; Malvaceae
Product: lysine histidine transporter-like 7
Source: RefSeq, a predicted model, not a curated record
UUCGCAGCUUUCGUCGUUUUUGAAUCAAAAGGGUAAGAAGCUAGCCAAGACUCAUGGGAGAAGUAGUACCCAUUGAAGACGAUUCAACGCAAGAGCCACUGCAAAUCAUCACGGUCAGAUCCAGCUCUAUUAAGGAGACGCCUGGAGUUACUGCGUGCAAUAAUUCUGAUGGUUGCACCACCACGUCACAACGUUCGGGUCAGGGCAUCAGUCUUAGGGAACUUGAAUCUUGGCUGCCUAUUACCGAGUCGAGAAAUGGCAACACAUUCUCUGCAACGUGCCAUCUUUUGUGUUCAGGUAUAGGGUACCAGGCCCUUUUGCUUCCUGUCGCUUUUGCAGCUCUUGGAUGGGCAUGGGGGAUCAUAUGUUUGUCCAUUGCAUUCAUGUGGCAACUCUACACUAUAUGGCUUCUUGUCAAUCUUCAUGAACCUGUUCCUGGAACCCGCUACAGCAGACUCGUCCGCCUCUCGAUCUUUGCUUUUGGUCAAAAGCUUGGGAAGUUGGUGGCAAUCUUCCCAGCUAUGUAUCUAUCAGGAGGCUAUUGUGUUUUGCUCAUAAUCACAGGAGGAGGGACCAUGGAAAAACUUUUCAAGAUCUUCUGUAGGGAAGGGACCAGUUGUGAAUCCAAGUCAUUGACUGGUACAGAAUGGUUUCUCAUAUUUACUUGCGCAGCUCUUAUCAUUGGUCAGUUACCCAAUUUAAAUUCAAUAGCUAGAGUCUCCCUAAUUGGUGCCAUUGCUGCGAUUGGAUACUGUACUUUGAUAUGGGUUCUAUCAAUCAGCAAGGGUAGGCUUAAUGCUGUUUCUUACAGCAGACCAAAUGAUGCAGAAACUGGUAUGACUGGAUUUGGUAACAUCUUGAAUGCCAUUGGCAUCAUUAUGCUUGCAUUCAAAGGUCACAAUCUUAUUCUUGAGAUACAGGGGACAUUGCCUUCGACUUCGAGUUCAAACCACCCAUCUCGGAAGUCUAUGUGGAGAGGAGUAAUGGUGUCAUACAUAAUAAUAGCAACGUGUUUAUUUCCACUUGCUAUAGCUGGAUUUUGGGCUUAUGGAAACAAGAUUCCUGCAAAUGGAGGGAUUCUAACUGCAUUUUCACAAUUUCACAGACAAGACACUUCAAAAUUUGUGAUAGGCCUAAUCUACUUAUUGCUAAUUAUAAGUUGCUUGAGUUCAUACCAAAUCUAUGCGAUGCCUGUUUUCGACAACUUACAAUUCAUUUAUGUCACCAUUAAAAAAAGGCGAUGUCCAGGGUGGGUUCGGGCAGGAUUACGCCUUUUCUUUGGAGGAUUCACAUUCUUCAUAGCUGUGGCUUUUCCCUUCUUGGGAAGCUUGGCACCUGUUGUUGGAGGGAUGGCAGCAGUACCUUUGACGUUUGCUUAUCCAUGUUUCAUGUGGAUUUCAAUCAAAAGACCUCGGGCAAAUGGUGCCAUGUGGAGUCUGAACUUGGGACUUGGUUGCUUUGGCAUUGUGCUGAGCAUUUUGUUAGUAGUUGCUGCUGUAUGGAACUUGGCUGACAAAGGCUUAAAUGCCAACUUCUUCAGGCCUUAAUGACAGAUUCAAAAGAAAAAAAGAAAAAUAUGCAGUCGGAGCAAGAAAGAUCGAGUCAUGUGUAUAUUUAUGAAUAAAUUCUUUUUAUUUACCUUCUACAUGAUAAUCAUCACCAUUGAACAUCAGAACUUCAGUUGUAGAAUGCGCACUGCUUGAAAAGUCAUGCUGACAAAUGGACCACCAUGAAUAUGCAUGAUGC